GACAAAUCCCAAGGACACUACAAAACCGCUGCAGAGAUACAGCUGACACUGACCGCUUUACACGCGUUUACACUGGCACUUGACUAGUCAUGACCAGAACACUAUUAAUGCUCCUGUCCGCUCUCUGCUGCUGUCUAGCGGACAAUGUGGAGCUGCUCCGCUCAAAGAGAGGGACUCGUUUUUAUAGAGCACGUUGUGUGGAUAGUAAGUCAUCAGCAGUGCGUAAUUUUGGGGACAGUUGGCUGCGAUGGAGGGGACAACGUGUGGAAUAUUGCCAUUGUGAAUUAAGUGGACGAGAGCGUUGUCAUUUUGUGCCCGUCAUCAACUGCUACACGUCUCAGUGCUAUAACGGAGGGAUCUGUAAGGAGGCCGUGUACACUUCAGACUACAUCUGCCAGUGUCCCCGAGGCUUCAGUGGGCGUCAGUGUGAGAUCAACAACAAUGAGAAGUGUGUGGUUGGGCAGGGCACAGGGUACCGUGGCACAUGGAGCAUCAGCCAUACAGGAUCAGGGUGCAUCAACUGGAACUCUACAUCACUGAGGGGAAGGAGGUUCACCGCCAGUAAAGUGGACGCCAGUAUUCUUGGAUUGGGCAAUCACAAUUUCUGCAGGAACCCUGACGGUGACAGCACUCCCUGGUGUUACGUCUAUAAAGGCACUCAGAUCAACUGGGAGUUCUGUUCUUUGCCAAAGUGUCGAGAAGAUAAGUACAAAGAGUGUACGAUGGGCUCCGGGCAGUCUUACAGAGGAACAAAAGCUGUCACUAAGAGCGGCUCUCGCUGUAUCCAAUGGGACUCACCUGCUGUGAGGCGCAAACACAACAAUGCAUGGAGAUCAAAUGCACUGGAGCUGGGAUUGGGCAGCCACAGCUUCUGCAGGAAUCCAGAUGGUGAUGUGGGUCCAUGGUGUCACACCUACAAAAACAUGCAGUUGACCUGGGAGCUCUGUGACAUUCCUAAAUGCUCGAGACGGCCACCUGUGAUCCCCACUCUCGACCCUCGUGCCCCCACAACUAACAAUAACAGAGCAACUUGUGGCCAGCGUUUGGACAACACCCUGAAUCGCCCCGCCUUCCGCAUGUUUGGGGGCAGAGUGAGCGACAUCACGGAGCAGCCCUGGCAGGCAGCCAUAAAUGUUUUCAGUACCCGUAGCAAGCAACACUUUCACCUAUGUGGAGGAGUCCUCAUUGAUUCCUGCUGGAUCCUGUCUGCUGCACACUGCUUCGAGGAAAGACAAAAAGCAGAGGCUUUGGAGGUGAUUCUGGGCCGAACAUUUCGGAAGCAGAAUUCAAGCGGCGAGCAGAUUUUUCAAGUUGAGAAGUACUGGAUCCAUGAGAAAUUCGACAAAGAAACAUUUGACUAUGACAUAGCUCUGCUGAAGCUCAAGACGGACAUUGGCAUGUGUGCUGUAAACUCUCCAGAGGUUCAUCCUGCAUGUCUGCCUGAACCAGGGCUGGUGCUGCCUGACUGGACUGAGUGUGAGAUCUCAGGCUAUGGAAAAGACUCUGAAUUUGCUGCAAUGAACUCCGAGCGUGUCAAGAGAGGUUUUGUUCGUUUGUGGCCCAACGAGCGCUGCGUCCCAGAUGUGCUGUCUGGACGGCUGGUUACCUCCAACAUGCUGUGUGCAGGUGACACCAGAGGCCUGGAUGAUGCCUGCAAGGGAGACUCUGGUGGCCCACUUGUUUGCCGAAACAAUGACAGGAUGACCCUCAUGGGUGUGAUCAGCUGGGGCGAUGGUUGUGGGCAGAGAGAUAAGCCUGGUGUCUACACCCGUGUCACUCAUUUCAUCGGCUGGAUUAAUGGCAAAAUUAAGGAAAACCCAGUCUAAUGUAAAACAGACUUGCAAAGAAUACAUUGUUGGAUGAAUAGAGUGGGUAAUGUAACAUACAUAGAUAUGUUUAUCUAUGUUAAAAUCCACAGGACUCAUGUUCAGAGCCAGUUUACCUGAAUCCAAACUGGAUUUAAUACCACUCCUUCAGAGAUGCACAGGAAGGACCUCAGUCAUGAGUUUUUACACUCAGUGUAGCUCCAUGUUUUCAAGUUUGUUUCCUGUCACUGUUUUGAUUGCAACAGUAACAAUGGACAGAAACACAGAACAAGCUCUUCUUCCUCCUUCUGGGCCAUCUUAAUCUUGAUGAUAUUUUUUGUCCUUUCAUGCAUGGGAAAGUUUAAUUGUGCUCUUGGUAUUGCCACCAUUGGACACCCAGCGCAGAGAGCGGGCUGUCACCAAACUGGA
Scomber japonicus (chub mackerel) is the source of this 2234-nucleotide messenger RNA. It is a transcript of the gene plat, whose product is annotated as plasminogen activator, tissue. Gene Ontology annotation, molecular function: serine-type endopeptidase activity. The transcript has 15 exons. Bases 90 to 1826 code for a protein of 578 amino acids. Gene Ontology annotation, biological process: smooth muscle cell migration; plasminogen activation. The record is from RefSeq and is a predicted model, not a curated record. NCBI's taxonomy places the organism in Eukaryota, Metazoa, Chordata, Actinopteri, Scombriformes, Scombridae.